This is a messenger RNA of Amblyraja radiata (thorny skate), 1128 nucleotides long. RefSeq names its product zinc finger protein 239-like. Gene Ontology annotation, cellular component: nucleus. Bases 152 to 1012 code for a protein of 286 amino acids. The record is from RefSeq and is a predicted model, not a curated record. Gene Ontology annotation, biological process: regulation of transcription by RNA polymerase II; embryo development. Gene Ontology annotation, molecular function: RNA polymerase II transcription regulatory region sequence-specific DNA binding; DNA-binding transcription factor activity, RNA polymerase II-specific. NCBI's taxonomy places the organism in Eukaryota, Metazoa, Chordata, Chondrichthyes, Rajiformes, Rajidae. The transcript has 2 exons.
UUGCCAAGUACAGGUUUAGGAGCCGUUGCUAUGGACUGAGAGAUGGGGACGUGAGCAGCCAUUGAAGGCGGCCAGGGUGCCGGUGGGCCCUCCCCCAUCUGCUCGGUGUGCGGGCUCAGCUUCGAGGGGCUGAGCUUCGGUGGAGGACCACAUGGCAGUGCACAACAAGGAGAAGUGUGAUGAGUGCAACGUGCGUGGCAAGGCCUGGCAGCACCUGAGCCUGCUGGAGAUCCACCGGCGGGUGCACACGGGAGAAUGCCCCUUCAACUGCUUGGAGUGCGGCAAGAACUUCACCCGCCUGCUGCGGCACAACCACGUUCACUCCGGCGAUUGUCCCUGCGGCUGCUCCGACUGCGGAAAGAGCUUCAAGAUGACACAUGAGCUAAAGAUGCACCGGCGGGUGCACACGGGCGAGAAGCCCUUCUACCGCACCACCUGUGGCAAGAGCUUUGCCCGGUUGGCCGGGUUGCGGCUGAACCGGCGGGUGUACAGCAGUGACCAGCCCUUCACCUGCUCAGACUGUGGCAAAGGCUUCAAGUCGUCGCCGGACCUGAUGCACAGGCACCUGCACACCGUGGAGCGGCCGUACCCCUGCAGCGACUGCGACAAGGGCUUCACCCGCUCCAAAAACCCGCUGGAUCAUCAGCGCACCCACACUGGCAAGCGCCCCUACACCUGCGCCCAGUGCGGCAAUGGCUACACCUGCUCCAAGCUUCUGUCCCACCAGCGUGUGCACACCGGCGACCGUCCCUUCCCCAGGCCCUUCGGCUGCUCCUAUUGUGGCAAGAGCUUCAUGACAGCGUAUGACCUGAAGGUCCAUCGGCGAGUGCACACGGGCGAGAAGCCGUUUGGCCGCUCCACCUGCAGCAAGAGCUUUGCCCGGUUGUCGGGGCUGCAAGUGCACCGGCGGUGUGGAAGAAAAAUUAAUGCCCUUCCUUGCUUAAUUUUGACUGGAAUGGAACAAGGUAACAAAAGGGUGUUUUGGAUGUGUCAAUUGGCAGCUCUCGCUUGACCAGGUGCAGAAGACAUUCAUGGGAAUCGACAAAGUAAGAUUAGAUGCAUUACCUCUUGUCUGGGAAUGUGUUGAAGGGUGGAUGGUAAAUGUAAACAUGUAAUGGUAGAGAAGAU